AUGGCGGACGAAAAAGAUGAAAAUUUCAGUGAUCAAAAUGUAUCACCAAAGCCCACUGAGAUACAACGGAAUGUUUAUAGUACAGCAUGGCAAGAACGGAGAGCGAAGAUUCGCAGCACUAGCAAGAUCAGUGAAAAAAUACGAGUUUCAAUGCAAAAACUUGAGUUACAAGACGUAAAUCAAAAGCUUGAAGGGCUUCUUAAUGUCAGUACGGCUGUUUCGAAAAGGGCUAUUUAUGCAGGGUUACUUUAUGUUCUCCAUGAGUUAACUUCAACUGACCAAAUAUCAGGAAAGUUAAAAGGUAUUUUGCCGUUCCAAGAAGGAUACGAGCUUUAUUCUAGUGCUUUUGGACCUGAAAUUUUAACUCCGGAUCCCCGAAACUUCAGAGAUAAUCUGUUGUCAGAUGACAUUGGAUUACCGGUUGUAGUAUUUAUGGUUAAAAAUGUAAAUUAUGUAGCCCUUGACCCAGGAUGCAAUGUGAUGCGCUUUCUAGAUCUAUUCAUAAAUUACGAAGCAGAAGAGCUGGUAACCAGGUUUGAUUUGGAUGCAAUAUCACUGAAAACAAUUAUAGAUUCUAUGGAAACCGAAUAUGAUAGGUCUGUAGUCCGUGCUAUUAUUGCUACAAUGUGUACCCGAAGUGAAAUUUACAAUUUGGGUAUCAAGCCUCAAGUUGCCGUAGCAUCCUUGCAAAGAAUUUUAACUGUAUCCAGCGAUGUUCAGAAUGCAUUAACUGCUGGGACGGACAUGGCUGUACUGUCUUUGCAAGAAAAAAUUAGUAAAAAGGAAAGAGAAAUUGAGUAUUUAAAGGAGUCUUAUGAUGCAUUAAGCAAAAUGCGGUCAGACAGUAGACAUCUGGACAGCAUUUCAGAGAAAAUAACAACAUGUAAUGAAAGUUUGACAUCUCUUCAGCAAGUCUUGAACCGCAGCGAUUCUUAUUCAAGGCAGAAAUUUAAUGCAGCAGCAAGAAAAAAAUCUCAGAAUUUGAUAGAACAAAAUAGACUAAGAAAUAGAGCUUCAGGAGCUGGUGCUAAAAGAAAGCUUGAUGAUAUUGAUGAAGAAUUAAUUGCAAAAGCUAUUGAGCAGAAAACAACUGCACAUGGUAGAAGGCACGACAUGGUGCUCUAUUAUCACAAGCGACUGAAAAGGGAUGAUUUAUUGAGUAUUACCAAUUAUCAUCUUUUAGAGCGUGGAAAAGAAAUUAUCAAAUCUGCAACAACCGUAUACAACAGGGGAAAGACAAAAAAACAGAGGUCAUUGCAAUCAAAAAACCAUAUAGGUAAUCUAACUAAAUAGACACCUUAAACCGCAUAUGACACGAAUUUUUCAUCCAUCAUUGUAAUCAUGCUUUCAUUAAUAUUGAAAUGAUAGUUAACCUAAACACUCUUUUAAAUUCUCUAUAUCUCUUCUCAUCCGAUUUUUUAUUUGAAUGAAAUAUUUACAGGAAAAGGUCUAUUCUGCUCGAAAAAACCUCCCAAAACUGGUGACAGUGACAAUGUUCUCACUCAUCAUCAAAGAAAACACGUAGAGCUGUUGAAAGUGCACCUUUUUCCUGCUUGUGAAGAUCAUAAAUGGGCAAUAGCAGUCAGUGCAGAUGACAAAGCCUAUAUUCGCCCUGAAACAUCAGGUUAAAAUUGGAUAUUAUUUUUUUCUUUAUAAAAAGCUACUUGCUAUAUUGAAACCCUUUUGUUCUUUUUUUAUCUUAAUAUAGUUGGAAUGGAUGGAACUAAACAUCAGUUGUUACUGCAACCAACUGCGGAAAGUGGUUUAACAAUACGUGCUCUUCCUGGUCCUCAUCGUCCAAGGCUUCUCGUGCAAACAGACAAAGGUCCUGGCGUAUCAAUAACCAAUUUUGAAGUAAAGUUUCGUGAUGCUGAACUGGCAAGGCUUUUUAAUUUGGACCGGCAGAUGAGGAUUCAUCUGGCCGUUAAUGACCCUUGUCCUGCUGAAAGAACUAACGCGUGUAUAGGUGAGGUUCCCAGCAGAUUUUUUAAUUUACACUGAACAUGAACACAUAAUUCAUAUAUCACGAACAUUUUGUUUUUCGCAGGCGAUGCAGUAUCAGAUGGCGGUCCCCUUCCAUAUAACAGAUUCCAACCUCAUGAAGAUAUCAGUGAAAGUGAUAUGAGGAAAGUAUGAAAAUUAUUGUAAUUUGAAUGGUCAUCUUUAUGCUCAUGCACUGUGAACUAAAUUUUGUCUCUGAAAGUAACUUUUCUAUUUUAUACUAUAAAGCUGUUGCGGUAGAUCGAUAAAUAUGGGGCUUUUUAAAAUAUCGAAUAUUCGAUAUUGCAUGUAGAAAAUAUCGCGGAAUAGGGAUUUACGCUUCAUAAAAGUGUCAAAGAGUGCUUUUUUCUUUUGUACAGUACGUUGGGUUUUUGUAUUAUAAAUAUGUCGUGACGUUUUGUUGAAUAUUUGGUUCAAUAUUUCUUGAAUUUAUAGAUUGGAUAAAAUAUCAACAUUAUCGGUAUUUUUUCGAUGACCAUAUUCGGUAUUUUCUUAAUUAAUACUGCAACACCCUAUUUAUAUUUCCCAAUGUUAAGAUGUCGUUAGAAGAGUUUCAAGUUUGUGAAGAACAAGCAGCGGAGAAGAAUGCCUGGCACUGCUGUCAGGACAUUUGUGAUAGGGUUGACGAGUCUCCAGGACCCCAUGGAUACAUGGCAGCUCAUGUGACACCUAGACCAGAUCAGUUGUUAUAUUUCAACCCAAGUUCAUGUGAUAUAUACUGUAUACAAUUUAUAUUUGUAUAUAUUAAGUUGUGAAUUUCUGAUACAAGAACUGGCAGGGUUAUUUAUUUUUAAUAGCUACGAUAUCAAUUUCGUUUAGAAUCCCAAUUCUUCUACAACACUUAUUAUCUACAGCAGUUCCAUACUGCAGGGACAAAAGUUGAAGCUAUACCUGGUCAUUGUUAUUUUAGAAAGGUUGAAAGGUUUCUUGAAACUCAUUAUGAAGAAGGUAACAAUUAUAGAGAAUUUUUAAAAUGUUCCAAUGAUUGCUUAUCUUGUGAUGGUUGGGUAGGACCUACCUUAACGAAAUGCCCAAGACCGUACCCAGAUAAUUCAGCUCUACCAGAGUACCAUUACUUGGCCUAUGAUAAAACGCCACUGGGAGAAAGAGAUAUAGACGACUGGCAGCCAAGAGCGCAGAUUAUCAAACAGUUUGCAGAAAAGAAGUUAGCUUCUUCAGAUCCAGAGAGUGUUUCCGCGUUUGCGGAUAAGUAUAUUGUGAAACCAAAGCUAGUGUUAGAAUAUGUUAAACAUCUGGAAGUUAAAGAAUGGAAAAAAGAGAAAAAGAGAAACGAAACAGCAGAAAACGUUAAAAGAGCAAAAGAGAAGAUGUAUUCUGACUACGCAUGGGAUAACCUGGUUAAAGAUGACAAAGAACUGAAAAGGCUUCGCGUUUGUGAAUUGAACAAGUACCUUGUGCACAAUGGUCUACAGAAGUACUUGAAAAAACGCAAAACUGAUAAAAUCCACAUUCUCCAGCAGCACUGGUUUUCAAAACAUGCGGAGAUGGAGGAAGAAAGUGACAUCGAUGCACAUGCAGAAGAGAAGGAAUAUGAUAUUAGACGGGAAGGAGAGUGUGAUGAAGAGCAUGAUAAUGGUGAUGAUGAUAAUGAUGGUGAUGACGAUGGUAAUGAUGACGAUGGUAAUGAUGAUGGUAAUGAUGGUGAUGAUGAUGAUGAUGAUGAUGAUGAUGAUGAUGAUGACAAGCAAGAGGAAGGAGAUGACAGAGAGGAUAUAUUUAGAGAUAGCGAUGAGGAGGAGAGCGUGGAUAUUGAGCACGACAUUGUGCUUGCAGUGAUUGCUGAGGAAGAUGGUUGGGAAACCAGAGAAGCUGUGUCACGCUCUGGAAGAAAAGUUCAUAAAAGGAAUGAUACAAACUUCUUGUACUUUUAA
Molecule: messenger RNA, 3893 nt
Organism: Paramuricea clavata
Lineage: Eukaryota; Metazoa; Cnidaria; Anthozoa; Malacalcyonacea; Plexauridae
Source: the annotation of a GenBank genome assembly